UCGCGUCUAUUACUAAACGCGCUCACAUUUCACCGGGGCUGUACUGAUUUUUUUUGUGAACGAUGGUUACUGCUGUGCUAACCAUAAUUGUAAUAUUAAUACUUUCAUUCUGCUUAUUUUACACAAGGAAGAAACAACAUAAUUACCCUCCUUACAUCAGAGGUUGGUUGCCCUGGUUCGGAGUUGCCUUCCAAUUUGGUAGGGCACCUUUGGACUUUGUGGAAAAAGCCCGAGCCAAGUAUGGACCAGUAUUUACAGUACUAGCUGCUGGGAAAAGACUUACGUUCAUAACACUACAUGAAGACUUUAAUACCUUUUUUACCUCUAAAGAUGUGGACUUCCAGCAAGCAGUUCAAGAUCCUGUCAGACAUACAGCCUCCAUAGAAAAAGACAGCUUCAACAAGAAUCACCAUAUAUGUCAUGCUUUCAUAAAGGAGAGGUUAACUCGGUCCAACUUAUCUGUCUUCUUUGCUGACCUUUGUGAUGACUUUAAUAAUCAGCUAAAACUUAUGAAACAAGAGGGAUCUGAUGAUCUUGCUGAUAUUGUCAGAUGUCUUAUGUAUCCUGCUGUUAUGAGCAACCUACUGGGUAAAGAGUGCUGUCCAAAUUGUCAGACUGAAAAAGAAGAGUUUAAAAAACACUUCCUAGUGUAUGAUGAAGGCUUUGAGUAUGGAACACAGCUUCCAGAAUUUUUUUUACGAGAAUGGGCUAAUUCAAAGACCUGGCUUCUCACUUUCAUGGAGAACAUUAUAUUUCAAGCUCAGAAAAAUAAACCAUCUAAGGCUGAUGCAAAGACAUUGCUACACCACCUUAUGCUGAAUAUCACGGAUAAAUUUGUCUCAAAUUAUGGGCUCCUCAUGGUCUGGGCUUCAUUAGCAAAUGCUAUACCUAUUACAUUUUGGACGCUUGGGUUUAUUCUCUCAGAGCCUUCAGUGUACAAGACAGCAAUGCAAGAGAUAACAUCAGUGUUUGCAUGUAAAGAUACAACUAACAUUACAGUCACAGAAUCUGACCUCGGAAGCCUUACUUACAUAAAAUGCUGCAUGCUGGAAUCGAUUCGCCUGAGGUCACCAGGUGCCAUUACCAGAAAAGUGGUGCAGCCUCUCAGAAUUCAAAAUUACAUUAUCCCUCCUGGAGACCUACUGAUGUUAUCACCAUUUUGGGCUCACAGGAAUCCAAAACUUUUUCCAGACCCAGAAAAAUUUAUACCUGAACGCUGGAAACAUUCGGAUUUAGAAAAGAAUGUCUUCCUUGAAGGCUUCGUGGCAUUUGGCGGAGGCAGAUACCAAUGCCCAGGAAGUGCAGUGAAGCCGCCCGGUGAAGGCAAUUAACUCCACCCCUAACGAUUCCACUGACAUAACACCCAUGCGUCCUGGAAGGAGGUGUCACUUUUGGCCCAAGCAACUCACACAACAAAGCUCUGUUAAAUCUAGAACCCUCAAAUUUGCUUUGAACCCCCAUUGUAGGGACAUGCACAAACACACACUAUUUACAUUGUUUUUUUCUUUAUUAUUAUCUUGUUAUCUUAGAUGAAAAAAGUACUGUCAGGUACAGUAAUUUAGGUUAGUGUGAACCCUGACCUGGUAGCAUCAAUCAGGUUGGCUUCCCAAAAUUUCUUGGCUAUUCAGUACUGUCUUUCUUGCACCUGGCCACAAUUUACCCAUCUUCUAAUGACUACUUCCAGCAUGGUAUUGUAACGUGUCACAAAAGCAAAAGUCUUCUUGAUCUGGUUUUAUGAACAUGACCAUGAGUUCAGUGUUCUUCAGCGGCCUUCCCAGUCACUGGAUCUGAAUCAAAUAGAACAUGUUUGGGAUGUGGUAGAUUCUCAGUUUGAAAGUACACCAGACAAAUCUUCAAAAAUUACGUAAUGAGGCCCUACCCAGUAUUAGUAUAGUGUUCCUAAUAAUUGGCUCUGUGAGUGUAUAGUUCUGCAGUGACAACUUAUCUGCUCUUUCUAAAUGAUCAUAAUAUGAAUGGCAAAGAUUAAGUAGUUAUUGCUCAGUUUUUGUUGUGGUUAAUACAUUAAAAUCUAUUGAUAAAGACAUGCUUUUUUUUAAAUAUUAGUGGCUGGCAGUCUUGCAUAUUUAUCGUCAAGUUUAUAGAUAUUGUUAAUUGUUUCUCUUGUCCUUGUGGUUUGUGAUUUCUUUUUGUGUGAUAAAGAUGUUAUUUGUCCCUUCAAAUAUUCUUUGAGAAUUUCCUAAAGAGUUCUGGCAGAAAUCUCUGGAGCUGAAUUAGUUUGUGCAGAGAUAAAUUUAAUAAUGUCCUAAUCUGCAAUAUCAGUGGAGUCAGGCACCAUUUACCCAUUGAUCUAAUAGAACUUGGUAUUCUGAGCACUGAGAUUAGUACAGCAUGAAAUAGCAAUGAGAUUAUGAAUGAAAGAUCUGACAUUGAGCAUCAAGUUAUUGUUAACAACGGUGUAGUCAGUUUAAGAAAGAAAUAUUGGGCUUAGUGUGGGUGUUACAAUUUAUUAUUUAUUAUUAAUACAAUUUUUCUAGGACUCUGGUUUGUUGUUUUGGGAGGUUUGUAUGGCUGGGCUCAUUUCUGAAUUUGUGUCUUAUUUAUAUGAAUUCAAUAAUUUUAUUUUUAUAUUUUCAUAUUACUAAUACACCAUUUUAUUUUGUUUAUGGGCAUUCUGCCAAUGGUGGAACUGGUCAGGAAUGUCCUCUAUCAUUAUUCUUUUAUAAUGCCUGUUAUGGUGUAUAAAAUCUGUACAUUUUGGUUUCCAUUAUAUUUUGUUCAAGACAAGA
Polypterus senegalus (gray bichir) is the source of this 2747-nucleotide messenger RNA. It is a transcript of the gene cyp39a1, whose product is annotated as 24-hydroxycholesterol 7-alpha-hydroxylase. Gene Ontology annotation, biological process: cholesterol homeostasis; bile acid biosynthetic process. Lineage: Eukaryota; Metazoa; Chordata; Cladistia; Polypteriformes; Polypteridae. The coding region runs from base 63 to 1331 and encodes 422 amino acids. The record is from RefSeq and is a predicted model, not a curated record. The transcript is spliced from 11 exons. Gene Ontology annotation, molecular function: steroid hydroxylase activity; oxidoreductase activity, acting on paired donors, with incorporation or reduction of molecular oxygen; iron ion binding.